AUGGGGUCGGGCGACUGGGGCCCGGUGCUGAUCGCGGUGGCCUUGUUCGUGAUUCUCACGCCGGGGCUGUUGUGCCAGAUCCCUGGAAACAACGGCCGCGUCGCCGAGUUCAACAGCAUGCAAACCAGCGCCGUCUCCAUCGUCGUCCACACCGUCAUCUUCUUCGGGUUCUGCGCGAUCUUCAUGAUUGCUAUCGGAGUCCACCUCUACGCCGGCUAGCAUAGCAUGAACCCUCUCCUCAUCUUCUUUCCUGUCGUGUAUGCAUGCUUGGCUGCUGUUUUAGAAACUAGUUGGCUAGAGUAGGAGUAAGAGUGGAUUUGUGCUUUGUGCUCGAUUGAGUUGGUUCAUCUUAAUUUUUAUGUAUUAUUAUGGUUUAAUUUGUCACCAGUUCCGCAACAGGUGAUCAAUUUGAUUGGAACCAAACAAACACAAAAUGUAACAUGCCAAUGGAUGAAUCCAAUCAAAGAAACGUGAUAUAUAUCGUUUUGAAUUUCAGUAUGGUUCAGUAAAAAACAG
This is a messenger RNA of Lolium rigidum, 516 nucleotides long. RefSeq lists its product as uncharacterized. Bases 1 to 219 code for a protein of 72 amino acids. The transcript has a single exon. The record is from RefSeq and is a predicted model, not a curated record. Lineage: Eukaryota; Viridiplantae; Streptophyta; Magnoliopsida; Poales; Poaceae.